Messenger RNA from Papaver somniferum (opium poppy), 3014 nucleotides. RefSeq lists its product as uncharacterized. The coding region runs from base 829 to 2865 and encodes 678 amino acids. NCBI's taxonomy places the organism in Eukaryota, Viridiplantae, Streptophyta, Magnoliopsida, Ranunculales, Papaveraceae. The transcript has a single exon. The record is from RefSeq and is a predicted model, not a curated record.
CCAGCUCAAGUUAAAUUUGAACAAUGAAGAAUAAAACCUUAAAAUGUAACAAUGUAGCAGUCAAGUUGCAGAAAGUGGUAAGCUUUUCAGGCGGACGUGCGCCGUCCCUGGGACCCACAAUAUAUUUGUCUCCCACUUAGUUUGAGUCACUGCACAAUCACACAUCACUACAGGAUGUCUAGAUUUUGCUUCUCUUUCUUCUAUCCGAUCUUUCUGGUCCAAUUCCAUCCACAUAGGUACUGCGUGGGUCUCAAGCACAUCAUCUGCUGAAAGAAUCAACCAAAAACCUUAGAAAAAAAGAAAAGCGUUCAUUCCAAGCAGAAUUUGCACAAAACAAGAUGAUAAACAAAAGAAGAAUCUCUUCAUUUUCUUUGCUUUAUACCAAUUUGGUUUCCUGUCCUUUUCUUUCAGCAUAAUACCCAUUCUGUCCUACUUUCGGAAAAGUUUUUUUUUUUUUUUGAUGUUGCACAUAUUUUGUUGAUUUAGGCAAUGUGCAUUGUAGAAAAGCAUUUAGAAAUUAAUAGCUAACAGCCUGUGACAGACUUUGUUAACGACCGAUGAAUGAACAACUAAACAGAAGAAGCAGAAACUUAGCUGUAACAACUACAGAUACCUAACAUCAUUAAAUUUUUGCACCUAGAAUUUAGUUUGAUCAGAAAACGCCACGUAGAUCAAGAUGUGUCGCUUAUGCCAUUUUAGUCUAGGCCAAGGAUUGUGCAACUGAAAGUAAUAAACAUCGUAGGUAUAUUACGAAAAGAUAAGGAGAGUGUAGUCAUUUUAACAGAAAAAAAAUAAAGUGGAAAAGAAAGAACCAAAAGAAAGCUUGAAAUGUGCUCUCACCCUUCUUCACAAACUUUCUCUUCUUUACUUUCUUUUAGAUUUUCCUUCGUGUUCAAGUCUUCACAUUGUCUCCCUCAUUCCUCUUCUUCUUCAUUUCCCAUUUCCAUUUCAUUCCAUAUAGCUUUUCGUUUCUCUAGCACAAGUAGAAUUUGCAAAAAACAGCUAUUUGUUUUUGCAACUCCAAUGGCAGAUCAUGCAGAAUCUCCGUAUGCCCAUCCUCAUCCUCAUCAGAGGUUGGUUUCAGAUGUAGAUACUGCAAAACCACAAACUAAGCCAAACCCGCCGAGUAAGUUCUUCUCAUAUUUUCUAUCUAAAUCUGUUCUAGUUGGAAUUUUACUUGUUUUACUACCACUUUUUCCAUCUCAAGCCCCUGAAUUUGUAAACCAGACCAUAUUAACUAGAAGUUGGGAGCUUGUACAUCUGCUUUUUGUUGGUAUAGCCGUGUCUUACGGUUUAUUUAGUCGAAGAAACGUAGAAAAUGAGAAAGAAAAUAAUUCAAAAUUCGAUAGUACUCAAUCUUAUAUGUCUAGAAUUCUUCAAGUUUCGUCUGUUUUUGAUGAUGAAAUAGAUAACCCAUCUUCUUCUGGCUCUGAUGAAAACAAGAUCCAGACAUGGAAUUCUCAGUAUUGUCGUGGUAAUUCAACUGUUGUAGUGGCAGAAACCGGUUCUCUUCUUGAUGAACAUAAUAGAACCAUUAGUAGUAGUAAUUUUAGCAGUAAUGAAAAAAGUAGUCAUAAACCUUUGCUAUUGCCUGUAAGGAGCUUGAGAUCUCAAGUUCCCAAGGUAGAUGAAACUAAACCAGUUCGCCAAUCCAGUGGAUUGUCGUCCGGGUCGCUUAGUAGGUCGGGUUCAGGUGUAAAAAUUCCUUCUCAAAAUAGUCUUGGUAGAACUAGAAGUGGUGAGAAAAUGGGAGGUUUAGAUCCUUCUGUUUUGGAGGAGAAAUUGAAAGAAAAUGUAGUGCUUCCGUCUCCGAUUCCAUGGAGAUCAAGGUCCGGUCGAUUCGAGUUGAAGGACGAUGUGGGUGGUGGUGGAGGCGGCGGCAGCAGCGGUGGUGGUGGCGGUACUCCACCUUCAUAUACUGUUCUUCCUCCAUCGGUUGGAGAAUCUGAAGUUGACAGAGUUAAUUCCUUUGUUCGUCCGUCCACAAUACCAUGGUCAUCUCGGCCUAAUUCAACAUCUCCCUCGCCAAGGAAGCUUUCUCCUGCACCGUCUUUUUCGUCAGAGGUUCAAGCUAAGAAUUCCGAAGAUUCGGGCAAGAGGAGGGGUUAUUACAAAUCUUCUCCUCCUCCACCUCCACCGCCUCCUCCGCCAAUGCUUCACAAAUCUCCGCCAAUGGUGCCAAGUUAUAGGUCAAAUGCUGAUCAGACUACAUCAACUAUGACAUUUGGUGAGGAGGGUUAUAAUUCUGCCAGAAGUUUCCAAAAUGAAUUGAAAGAUUUUAGCAGGAGCAAGAGGGAGGGUUUACCACCAAGUCGAAUGAAUGUGAGUUCUUCGGUGAGGGAUUCUGCGAAACCUGAAGCAAAAUCCAGACACAACAGUUUCGACGGGUCAUCUUCAUUGCUGGGAAAAUCCGUUCGAACUGUUAGAUCGAAUGACCAGAUACAUGAAUACGAACGAACAAGAGAUGUUGAACCAGUGCACGGAGGAGGCAGCAAGGCAGAAGUAUUUGAAAGGAAUUCCUUCUACGAUGAAAAAACUCGAAGAGAAGUUAGUCCUCCAAAGCCACCAAUAUUUUCUAAGUAUCCAAAGGAAGAAAAGAAGAAACAGAUUUUUGAGCAUGUACUCGCAGACUCUGACGAAGAAGGAACUGAUUUCGAAACGAAUGCAAGUCAAGGGAACUCUGACGCUGAAGAAUCCAUCAUGCACAAUUCUGUGAGUGAAGCUAGUCCUCCCAAUCCCAAUGAGGUUGAUAAGAAGGCAGAUGAAUUCAUAGCCAAGUUUAGAGAGCAGAUUAGACUUCAGAGAAUAGACUCGAUUAAGAGAACCAGUGGGAAGAAGAGUGUUAUGAGAACCUCAACACGGUAACAUCGAAGUUUCUUCUUCUUUUACAUGUAACUCGAAUGUUCUUUUUCUUAUGUUGUUUCUGACUUUGGGAGAUGUCUUAAGUUUUUCAUUUACAGCGUAGUGUUAAUACAGAUUAUAUCUAUAUGGAAAUGAAAGUGUCUUUAUAUGAA